AUGGCUACUCCCUCCUUUCAUUGUAAGCCCCAGUCUCUGGCCUACGAUGUUGCCAUCGUCGGUGGUGCCACCAGCGGCUCCGCGAUUGCUUGGUUCCUUGCCUCGAACGCGGAUUUUCACGGCACGGUCUUGGUCGUCGAGCGAGAUCCUUCACUGAAAUACUCGGCGACGCAAGCAAGCAACAACUGCAUGCGUCAGCAAUUUGCAACCGACAUCAAUAUAAAAAUCGCUCAGUAUGGCGCUGAGUUUGUCAAGAACUUUCGAAAGAAUCUCGCCAGUUCAGACGACGACGGAGUACCAGAUCUUCCAAUCCGCAACUUUGGAUAUCUGUACCUUGCCGACAAUCCAGAGUUUGUUGCGACCCUGCAGGAGGACCAGGAAUUGCAAGCUGCCUGUGGCGCGGGUACGCAUAUGCUUUCAACGGAACAAAUUGCUGCCCAGUAUCCAUUCUUCGCACUGGACGAUAUAGAGGCGGGCAGCCUUAAUACUGUCGACGAGGGUGCAUUUGAUGCUCUUCAAAUGGUUGAGAGCCUCCGAAACAAAGCCACACAACACGGUGUGGAAUACGUCCACAAUGAAGUGGUUGCGCUCAACCAUUCUGGCAACAAAAUCCACUCCAUCACUUUGAAAACGGGCGAGGUUGUCAGAGUAGGCACUGUCGUCAACGCUGCGGGAACUCGUGCCGCCCAAGUCUCUCGGCUAGCUGGUGUCGACCUCCCCAUCGAAGCCCGUCGCCGGUACACUUUUAUCUUCUCGGUGGACGAGCCGCUCCCACAAGACCUUCCCCUCACAAUCGACCCUACAGGGGUUCAUUUGCGCUCUUACGGAGAGAAGGACUAUCUUGUGGGUUGUCCCCCAAUCGGGCCGGACUUGGCUAUUGCUGUGGACGAUUUCAGCUACGAGGAAGGUGUGUGGACGCAGAAGGUGCUUCCCGUUCUUACGAAGCGCGUUCCACAGUUCGCCUCCGCCAAGGUGACAAACUCGUGGGUGGGCCAUUAUGAAUUCAACACUUUUGACCACAAUGCCAUUAUUGGCCCUCACACAGACAUAAAGAAUCUACUGUUUUGUGUGGGAUUCUCCGGCCAUGGGAGCCAGCAGGCUCCAGCAUGCGGCAGGGGUGUGGCCGAACUGAUCACGUAUGGAAGCUUUCGCUCGUUGGACUUGUCCGCACUUUCAUAUGCUCGCAUCCAGGAAAACAAGCCUCUUUGGGAACGUGCCGUCAUAUAG
This is a messenger RNA of Cordyceps fumosorosea ARSEF 2679, 1227 nucleotides long. RefSeq names its product FAD dependent oxidoreductase. The transcript has a single exon. The coding region runs from base 1 to 1227 and encodes 408 amino acids. The record is from RefSeq and is a predicted model, not a curated record. Gene Ontology annotation, cellular component: cytoplasm. Lineage: Eukaryota; Fungi; Ascomycota; Sordariomycetes; Hypocreales; Cordycipitaceae. Gene Ontology annotation, molecular function: oxidoreductase activity.